Microplitis demolitor is the source of this 862-nucleotide messenger RNA. RefSeq names its product protein FAM136A. Gene Ontology annotation, cellular component: cytoplasm. Lineage: Eukaryota; Metazoa; Arthropoda; Insecta; Hymenoptera; Braconidae. The record is from RefSeq and is a predicted model, not a curated record. Bases 32 to 463 code for a protein of 143 amino acids. The transcript is spliced from 3 exons.
AUUUUUUACUUUUACAUAUAAAUUUAUAAAAAUGGUUGAAGCACAACGAAGACGCGUAGAAGAAAAAAUGUCUCAUAUUAUCGAAUCAAUGGAUAAAUUUUAUUUAAGAAAAAUGCAGGGUGAUAUGCAUCGAUGUGCAGCUUCGUGUUGCGACAAUGAUACAUAUUCUCUUCAAAAAGUUCAAAAUUGUGUACAAAACUGUGGCGAACCGCUCAGUAAAGCUCAACAAUAUGUUCAAUCAGAAUUUGAAAGAUCACAGAAUCGAUUACAAAGGUGUAUCAUGGAAUGUAAUGACAGAGUAAUAGAUAAAGCUGGGCCUAAUCCAACUCAAGAUAAAGUUAAUCAAUUAAAUGAUGAUUUUGAAAAAUGUGCAACAAAAUGUGUUGAUAGUUACUGCGAUCUUCUUCCAGCCUUAGAAAAAACUAUGAAAGAAUUUCUCGCAAGUGGAAAAUUUAAUCAAUAGUGUAUAAUAUAACUAUAUUUAAAUGUUAAAUUCUUUAAAUAAACAGAUUUUAUCAUUAAUACAACAAACAAUUUAUUUCAUUUAUGAUUAAGAGAAUUUCCUAUUUGUUCGAACCUCGCGCAGAGUAUGCAGUUAAGUGAAAAAUUCUAACCAAAUUUAAUCAAAAAUUUCCUAUGGACUUUCAAUUGAAAAGAUGAUAGAUAAUUAAUUUUGUAACAUAUUUCGUACUUUUACGAAGAAGUCUCAACCUUGAUCAUAUAUUAUUUUUAUCGAGAAAUAAAAAAGAAAAAUCGUAAAAAAAUUUGACAGUGGUUUAGGAUCAAAAUAACACUCGGUGUUACUUUAGGAUUAAAUAAAUGUUUGAUAAGCAACAAAAAAAAAUACUGAUUCAAUAAAAAU